Molecule: messenger RNA, 6339 nt
Organism: Dissoconium aciculare CBS 342.82
Lineage: Eukaryota; Fungi; Ascomycota; Dothideomycetes; Mycosphaerellales; Dissoconiaceae
Product: phosphatidylinositol-4-kinase
Exons: 2
Coding region: 228-6014 (1928 amino acids)
Biological process (GO): phosphatidylinositol phosphate biosynthetic process; phosphatidylinositol-mediated signaling
Cellular component (GO): plasma membrane; cytoplasm
Molecular function (GO): 1-phosphatidylinositol 4-kinase activity
Source: RefSeq, a predicted model, not a curated record
CCCGAGCGUCUGUAGCAUGCAGCUAAAAUAUAUGAAAGUCAGUAGCUGCAGCAAUAAUGCUCCUUUGAAGGGUAAAACGUCGCGCAAGUCUUGCGGCCACCUCAACGUCAUCAGGCGCGUGGAUUUGAUCGUGCUUAUCAUUCGCCAGGAGUCACGGCCAUAGCACACACGCACGUGAGUCUGAAUAGAUUGCAUGUUGCAGUUGGUCUCACUAUCAUUUCUCUGAGAUGAAGCUCACGAUUCGUGCGACACGGCGCGAUGCGCUCAAUAAAUUGGCUGCGUUGUCCGCCAAUAGCGCCGCCGCGUUGGACGAUGACAAGGACAUCACGAGGCUGUGUGCAUUGGGCCGACAGCGAAGCGGACCGACGACAAAUGGCAUGAAGAGUUAUGUUACGGGAGGCACGGCUGGAACGCACUCGGUCCCGAUGAGUGUGCGAGAGCUCGAGGUCCUCAUUGCAUUGUGUAAAGCAGCGCCAUUGGUACAAACUAGCAGUGACGCCGAGAAUUUGCUUCAACAACUCGCACCCUAUGUCCCUGAGGCGCACCAGCAGGCCUUCACUCCGUCUAUGAUCCAGCAGUACUUGCCACCCUGGGAAACCCUCUCCAACGACCUCACCACGGCUGUGCUCGCCCUUGGCCACAACCAUCCUUCUCUCCGCGAGCAAGUCUGGGCCUGUAUCGAUACAACUGUUACUGCGCUGGCGGAAAAUGCAACUAAAGCCUCGCGGGACCAGCAAGAUGGUCAGGAGAACGUCGAUCGUGAGGUGGACAACCAGGUCUUGAACGCCAUUAAAUUAAGCGUCUCUCUGCUUGGCUUCUUCAAUGCGAUUGGGAAACACGUGCAGGUCUGGGAUCCGGAAAGGCGUAGUUCGCUGAUUGCGCGGCUUCGCAACAUUCUUUCUGAAAAAUUCAUGGUUGCGCUCGAGGGUGGUCUCUCUGCUGUGCGCAAUGCCGAUCCCACAACAAGAGUCGUCAAAGAUUGGAAGCGAUGGAUCAGGCACUAUGCUGCUCAGGGUCAACCUUUAGGGGCAAUGCUCUUGCAGCAUGCAUUCAUGAUCGUCGUAGAAGAGAGUAUCCUAGCUCUCCUGCCCAUCUCAGAACCUCCAACACGUUUGGAGUUCCUAGAUUUCCUGCUGCAGCGAAACCCUCGUCUCCCUCAGAUCAAUUUUGGCGCCCAAAGUGUCAUGGUUGCGGAGAUGACUAAGACCAUAUCCGAAGAAAUGCGACUUCUGGACGCCAAUGCGGAUUACAUUUCGAUCGGUACCGCGUGGCAGCAGCGCGUGUCUCGUGAGGUGAAAGCCUGCUCCCUUCGCAGCUACCUCUGUUGUGCGUUACUUGACGGAGAGGCGACGCAUGCAGAAACCCUGAUGGGCUGGCUCGAUGUGAUAACUGACGAUCCCACCCAGAUGGCGGAUGAGGACCUGGCUCAAACAGCAUUGAAAUGUCUGGCUGCGUUGGCGAAAAUUUCGCCUCCGAUUGCUUCCACCUUGACUCGAUCGCUGCCGAGAUUGCUGGUGCAAGGGCGGAUGACGCCUCCAACUGCCGCGGUCGCUGGCGAAUGCCUCGCUCGUAUGCUGAAGGAUUUACCCCAGGACAAUGCCAUCAGUCUCUUGUACAGCCUUGGUAAUGUCUUAAGCACUAAUGCAGUCGAGCAGGGCAACAGUCGAUCCUCAAUCUUGGAAGGCGUCACAACACCACAAUCCAUUCAACGACUGGGCAGUGCAAUAUCGCUCGCCGUUAGCGAUGAAGAAGAGACCGCCAUUGUGUAUGCAUCUGUUGUGCAGGCAAUUGUUGCGAUCGCUGUCGCCCGCAGCGAAGCACAGCUCACUGCAUUGGUCAUCUCAGUCUUGGUCCAAAAAGUCGGCAAAAUUAGCCAAGCUGUCGAUGCCAAGAUCAUUGUCGAGACCGCCGCUCUCGGUUUGUGCGGAGGAUCCAAUGAGCUUAGAGGGCUUCUCCGACUCUAUGCCCGUAUCGCGAAUGAUGCUACAAUAGAGCAUAACACUCUAUUGUUGAGCGCGGUGACCGAAGCGCGUACACGGCUGGCCACCUGGAUCAAGAAGGACUCUCCGCUCUUCGAAGUCUACUUGUUGCAUCUCACAAGUCUCUGCGUCAGCAGCGGUGAAUCUACUACUACCCGUCCCGCGGAUAUCGCACUUCCUGCUAGGUUGAUGGCGCAAGUCUUCAGGCCUAUGGCUUUGCUAGUAUCGACUGACAAGGAUCAUACGCCAAAAUUUGAUGGUGAAGAUGAGCUACUUAACUUGAGCCGGGAUUCUUGGUUCAACAUUGUCGUCCACGGCUACACACUGAUGUCACCAGCUGCCAAGGAGUAUACGGAAGAGCUCCAAAUUCUGGCAUUAUACAGCCUUCCUCUCGUCGAUGAGGAUCGAGUCGAUAUGCCAGAAAGCAGCAUCAUCUUGAACCCGGUCCUGCGACGGGGUUCGAGUCCGCAGCAACUGGCACAGCAAAGACAGGCAUUACUGGCGGCGCUGCCACAAUGUGAAUCGGACAUCAAGAGCCUGGGGUACCCGGAAUGCGUCUUUCUGAAUGCAGCUCUGCUGAUUUCCACUCUCCGCGCCCGCGGAGGCGAUUGUACCGCUGCGUUGCCGUACUUCCUGGAGAACAAGGUCAAAACGACCGCACUGGGCAACUGCGUGUUUGCCCUAUCGAAUCAUUGUGUUGACACCUACCUUCGGAGAGCUUUGCAAGGCCAGCGACAGGAAUUUGCGGCCCCACAGGUGGCGCUACAGCUGGCAAGUAUCUUCGAAAACUGCUGUCAUAGGAUCGCAAAAAUACAAUCUGCAGCCUUGGCGGCCUGCGAUCGCAUCAUAACGCAGAUUCCAUCGGCGCUGUGCCAGAAAGCAUCGCUGUUUGCCCUGCUCGAACUUCUUUCACUGAUGUGGAAAAGCUGUUUGGAUGCUGAGACCGACGAGUACGAUUGGAAGUCUCACUAUGCUUCGGAGAAGGGCAACGUUUCCAUUCAACUCUCAGACGACAUCAGCUAUCGGCAGUCGACCCUGAACGUGUUCCAUCAGCGGAGCCGAGCAUGGGUGUCACGGGCAAUUGAGAUUGCACCUCUGGACGUCAAGGGUCUGUUGCAAGCCUAUCUUGAGGACUAUGAGGAUGACGGCGCUUAUGGACAUAUUGCUCUGGGCAGAUCAUUUGCUGUUGAGAUGGGCUCAAUUGUACCAAAAAGCGACCAGAGGUUGACAUCGCUUGAUCGUCAGCGGGACAUGGGAGUUAAUACCGCGUCCGAUUUCAUUGCCCAAUACACAACCCGUCAGGAAUAUCGUCAUCUUGACGGCCGCAUGAAAGUUGAAGAUGACUGGACUCUCGUUGAUUACAGCGGCAAAACAUACGAUGCAAUCACAGAUGGUGUGGCGCCUGUUCAAGACGAAGCGGCAGAGCUACGUACUCUCGCUCAACGACUGCAAAAUAAUGAGAGUGUGCCUUUCACUCAGGUCCGAGAUACGUUGCGCAAUGCUGCUGCCAUCCUCAGUCGAAUCCUGUCCGAUCGUGUGCCGCUCAUUCAAGACCUAGUUGCCAUUCCUUUCAUCAUCUUCACAAAGCAGUCCAUCAAUUUGGGAAUCUCAUUGUGGCUUGGAGUCAUAAAAGAAAACCCAAGUCUGGAAACGCGAAUUCUUGUCGAAGUCGCUCAGGGCUGGGAGAACUCAAUCCGUCAAAAGAGAGGCUUCUUCGAUAACACAUUCCAUCAUCUCGAUCCUUUCUACAUUAAGGAGGAAUUCGCUCCAUCUAAUUGGGAAGCGAUUGUUAAGAGGCAACAGAUUGCAAGCAAUCAUAUUGCACCACAUCUCCGCUUGACCCAUUUCCUGUCCAGUCACUUUAAUGCGUCAAGGUUGACUUCGCCUUCGGUCGAACACAUCUACUUCCGCCUUAUCCGCGCGACACUGCUCGCGAUGCGCGACACUGUCAGUCACCCUCUAGCUCGAGAGGUACAUUUCCAUAUUAUACUGCUGGGGCUCAGAGUGCUGAAGAACAGCACAUCGUCGAGCGUUGCCUCCCGAUGGCGUUUCAGGGACGCUAUCCUCUCAGCUGCUUUGUCUUGGUUUUCAAGCCCGCCCCGAUGGUCGUUCGGAAGCAACAGAUUACAGGUCAAGGCAGAAGUGAAGCUACUUGGAGACGUGACUGCUAUGUUGGCUGCCCUUGACGGCGAUGGCAGCUCAGGGACCUCGUCGCUGCCGUCGCUCUCUCAAAAACAGGAACUGUUCCUACAACUCGUCAGUCACGAGAUCGGCCGGCUCACAGUAUGGAUCACGCCGCUUACUCACGAGUCUCGGGGCGCGAUCCUCCAGCAUGAACCGGAUGUUAGAGAGUCGACUAUCCAAUCGCUUCUGCCCAUCGCAUGGGCCGAGGACCCUCGCAUCGCAAUUCAACUACUUGCGCGAUUUCCCAACUCAAAGGACCUAUCACAGGCGGUGCGAAGUCUGCUGUUGAAACGCCCUGAGCAGGCCCUGCACGAACCAGACGCCCUACAGACUUUACUGGGCCCCGAGCUCCCGUCCGAUGUCAAGUUUCAAUUGAAGUAUCUACUUUACUGGGCGCCCAUCAACCCGAUGGCAGCAGUUACUCACUUUCUGCCUGCGUAUGGCAACCACCCCUUCAUCAUUCAAUAUGCUGUCCGCGCGCUCGAGAGCCACUCUGUUGAUGUUACCUUCUUCUAUGUGCCUCAGAUCGUACAGGCGCUGCGCUACGAUGCGCUCGGGUACGUCGAGCGUUACAUAGUGGAGACGGCCAAGUUCUCCCAACUGUUUGCCCACCAGAUCAUCUGGAACAUGAAAGCCAACGCGUACAAAGACGAGGAGUCUCAGCAGCCAGAUUCAAUCAAGCCUAUGCUGGACAAAGUCCUGGCAGCGCUCAUCGCAAGUUUCUCCGCCGAAGACAAAGACUUUUACGAGCGAGAAUUUGAGUUCUUUGGCAAGGUCACUGGUAUUUCGGGUACUCUCAAACCACUGAUCAAGCGACCCAAGCCCGAAAGGAAAGCGAAAAUCGAAGAGGAACUCCGCAAGAUCGAGGUUGAUGUCGGGGUUUACUUGCCUAGUAACCCUGAAGGGGUUGUCAUUGGCAUUGAUCGCAAGUCCGGACGGCCUCUCCAGAGUCACGCGAAGGCUCCAUACAUGGCAACGUUCCGCAUUCGGAAGGAAGAAUUUGAAACUGACACGCCGGAGACACAAGCAACGCGACACGGACAGAUCGCGAAACGCAAGACUUAUGAAGUCUGGCAGUCGGCCAUUUUCAAAGUGGGAGAUGACUGUCGGCAGGAUGUGCUUGCCUUGCAACUGAUUGCCGCCUUCCGAGGCAUCUUCAACAGCUGCGGCUUGGAUGUCUAUGUGUUCCCUUAUCGUGUGACUGCGACGGCGCCCGGAUGCGGCGUUAUCGACGUGUUGCCUAACUCAAUCUCGCGGGACAUGCUUGGUCGGGAAGCCGUCAAUGGACUCUACGAAUACUUCGUCUCCAAGUACGGGUACGAAGACUCUAUCCGUUUCCAACAAGCCCGCAGUAAUUUCAUCAAGAGUAUGGCGGCAUAUUCAAUCAUCUCUUACCUCCUUCAAUUCAAGGACAGGCACAAUGGAAACAUUAUGGUCGAUGAUGCCGGCCACAUCCUGCACAUCGACUUUGGCUUCUGUUUCGACAUUGUCCCUGGAGGCGUCAAGUUCGAGCGCGCCCCCUUCAAAUUGACGCCAGAGAUGGUCGCUGUGAUGGGCGGUUCAACACAGUCGCAACCGUUCCGAGCUUUUGAGGAACUGUGCGUCAAGGUCUUCCUGGCCGCCCGACAGCACGUCGAGCAACUGUCGCACAUUGUGUUGACGAUGCUGGACUCUGGACUCCCUUGCUUCAAACCGACGACAAUUCAACACUUCAAAGAGCGCUUCGUGCUGGAGAAGUCGGAUCGAGAAGCGGCCGACUUUGUGCGCAAACUGGUCCAAUGGAGUGCGGGAAGCUAUUCGACCGGAGUGUACGACUACUACCAGUUGUUGACGAAUGGAAUUCCCUACUAAAGUUGAGGCGAUAGAGCGUCUUGUUGGGAAGAAAUAUUACCCUCCGAUCGGCAUACAUACGCCUGCAGACGCAUGUACGUGUAGCGCGCCAGGCUUCGAGCGUGGGUGGGCGGUAUUGAUCUUUCAGAUUGUCUGCAUGUAUAUAUGUAGGUCCAUGAGCACCGUAUGCACGCCCCUGUCUCUUCAUGUACUGUACAUGUAUGCAGCGGCGCCGCAGCGUGUGUUGUUAAUCGGCGAGGGAUCGGCAUGUUACAAGGUUGUGUCAAAGUUUGUUACCACCUUACGUGUGGAUCGUGUACGGGUUGGAAUUGGAGAUAGUCGCCUG